Ceratosolen solmsi marchali is the source of this 793-nucleotide messenger RNA. RefSeq names its product uridine diphosphate glucose pyrophosphatase-like. Lineage: Eukaryota; Metazoa; Arthropoda; Insecta; Hymenoptera; Agaonidae. The record is from RefSeq and is a predicted model, not a curated record. Gene Ontology annotation, biological process: nucleoside phosphate metabolic process; ribose phosphate metabolic process. The coding region runs from base 45 to 743 and encodes 232 amino acids. Gene Ontology annotation, molecular function: UDP-sugar diphosphatase activity; metal ion binding. The transcript has 3 exons.
UUAUCAUUUUGAAAGAAUUUUAGCAUAUUUUCACGGCAUAUGAGAUGGCAAAUAAGCCACUGGAAGAAAAAAAUCGCGAAAUUCGUAAGCGCAUAGUAAAUUUAACCGACGUACGUUUCGCUCCGUUGAGCAACUCCAUGUAUUUACAGCCACUUCGAAUGCAUUACAUUCAAGAUGGUAAAAAAAAGAUUUGGGAUUUUAUGAAGGCAUACGAUAGCGUGGUGAUACUCAUAUUUAAUAGGAGCCGUAAGAAACUCGUCUUCGUAAAGCAAUUUCGACCUGCUUCGUAUUGUGCUUGCAUACCGAUAAAUAAAAGGCGAGGAAAAGUUGUUGACCUCCAACAAUAUCCGCCAACACUUGGUUUGACUAUCGAACUUUGUUGUGGCGCAGUUGACAAAGACAAAUCUUUGAUAGAAAUCGCUCGAGAUGAAGUGAGAGAAGAGUGCGGAUAUGAAGUACCUCUUUCAACUUUAAACAAAAUUGUUAAUUAUACGUUUGUAGGAUCAACAACAAGUAAAGAAACCCUAUUCUAUGCAGAAGUUACAGAUGAAAUGAAUAUUCAUAGCGAAGAAGCACAAUCAAAAGGCGAAUUGAUCGAGGUUAUUGAAAUGAGUAUCAAUGAAGUAAAUAAUUAUAUUACUUCUGAUGAAGUUGAAAGUCCUCCGAGCUUACUUAAUGCUGUUUAUUGGUUCUUAAUAAAUAAGAAGCAUCUUUAUUCUAAAGCUGAAAAAAGCAGAUUAUAAUGGAUGUCUUUUUUACAAAAGACAUAUUGUUUUAAAUAUAUAAAAUGUGU